Molecule: messenger RNA, 1008 nt
Organism: Guillardia theta CCMP2712
Lineage: Eukaryota; Cryptophyceae; Pyrenomonadales; Geminigeraceae
Exons: 1
Coding region: 1-1008 (335 amino acids)
Source: RefSeq, a predicted model, not a curated record
AUGGCUCCGUUCGUAUUCGCCUCCAUAGGGAAGGAGGGAAGGAAGAUCCUGGAGGAGGAUUUCAAAGUCGACGGCAUUAAGUUCAUUGCUGUGAAAUCAGGCGAAUCUGAUGAGCUCCAUACCGGGUCCAAGACCGCACUCGAGCUCGAUCUCAAUGAGCAAACACUGAUGGGGACCUUUGAGUUCCACAGGAAAUUUGCAGAGGACAAAUUCAGCACGGUCUUCUCAUGCAUCGGGCCGUCGGCAUACUUCAAGCUGCCGAACCGCCAUGCCUUCAUGACGAGCAUGCAGCCCAUUUUCAAACACAGACGCCCGAUCGAUUUCUACAUUUCAGGUCGCCCGGCUUCGUUGGAAUUCAUGAUGAAACGUGCUGAGGGGCACGUAGAGUUGAAUCUCAACCUCCUGCAUGAGAGGUGCUCUGCCAUGACAAAGUAUGUUCCAUCUACAAGCAAUUUCAUGUUGUCGUUCGCUUCCAUGACGAGAUGGAUGAAUGCUACGCUGAGUGUCGGGCUCAAGACAGUGUUCCAGGGCAGAAUGUUCGCUAACACAACUGUUGCAACGGAAGUAGGAUACCACGAUCUGACAGCCGAGCUCAAGUAUGCGAAUAUCGCUGACAAACACAAACGACAGAAGUUCGUAGGAACGCUCCAUGGUAACUUUCCUUAUCGGGUGGAACCAGCACUUUCGUUAUGUUACACGGUGGACGCUGAAUCUGCCAUGUUUAACGUUGCAGCUGCAAUGUUGUAUAAGAUCUCCUCGACGUCUUGGGUCAAAGUCAGAACAAUAGACAUGAAGAAGAUGGCAGUGGCUGUUUCCACACAACUUUCGCCAUCGUGCACUGUGAAAUGUGUCACAAGAUUUGAGUUUCGACGACCGUUCACCGGGAUCAACAAGCUGCAAUAUGGCAUGGAAGCAAAAAUUGACAUCUCGGAGGUCUCCAAGUUGGAUCGUUUUGUCAAUGUGUUGCAGAUGGUGGCGGUCUGUGGAGGGCUUUUGUGUAUGUUGUGA